CAUAAAAAACUGGAAACUUGCGCGCCACUCAAACAAUUCUCAUUGUUUUUGAAAUACCCGGUAUGUACACUUCUGACACUAACGGAACCUGCGACACCGUUUUCUUAGUGGCAACAUUGUAUUAAGUCAGCUGAUUUUGACAAAUACAAAAUCAAAAUUGAAAAUGGGCGAGUUAGAAAAAGUGUCAUUGCUAUUAGACAAACUGUGUAUAGAAGCAUUUAUACUAAUGGAACAGCACAUAGAAACCAAAAUUAAUUUGGAACGUUCCAUGUGUGAUGGCGAGACAUUCCUGGCAAAAUCGAGGUACAUCAUGGGGCAAAAUUGUGUCUCGGCCUUGCAGCUACCCACAGAAGACAGCUCAGAGAUGGACGCAUCUGCCGUCCUUCACUCGCACAAAGACGACACGGCGUUCGGGCAACGACUGCUUGAAUUAGAAAUAAAAAAGAAGUCCUCGGACCCCGACUGUCGGAUCCAAGAUCCACUGCGUUGGUUCGGAGUACUGGUACCGCAGGAUUUACACAAAGCUCAAGUGAAGUACAAGCAAGCGCUUUCGUGGUGUGUGCAAAGUGUAAACGUUCAAACUAAGCUACACGAGACAUGCACAAAAAUUAAACAAUUGAAAAAUUAUAAAAUAAAGCUUAUGAUGGAAGAAAAACAAACUUAAUAAAUAUUUAUUGGUUAAAUUCAUAUUUACCAAAGUAAGAGGUUUCCGGGCCGCAAAUUAUACUCCUCUUUUUAAACCUAAAGACUGGACAGAACACUCUUUCUGUAUAUAACUUGUAUCUCUUGAGGAAUCGACAAAGAAAAGGUUUGGCUCUCUUUUGUGUUCAUCUUAUUUUAUUAAAAAAGCGAGUAAAUUA
This is a messenger RNA of Photinus pyralis (common eastern firefly), 860 nucleotides long. Its product is annotated as coiled-coil domain-containing protein 115. The transcript has a single exon. Gene Ontology annotation, cellular component: extrinsic component of endoplasmic reticulum membrane. Lineage: Eukaryota; Metazoa; Arthropoda; Insecta; Coleoptera; Lampyridae. The record is from RefSeq and is a predicted model, not a curated record. The coding region runs from base 164 to 664 and encodes 166 amino acids. Gene Ontology annotation, biological process: vacuolar proton-transporting V-type ATPase complex assembly.